Salvia splendens (bonfire salvia) is the source of this 3300-nucleotide messenger RNA. RefSeq names its product axial regulator YABBY 5. Gene Ontology annotation, cellular component: nucleus. The transcript is spliced from 6 exons. Lineage: Eukaryota; Viridiplantae; Streptophyta; Magnoliopsida; Lamiales; Lamiaceae. The record is from RefSeq and is a predicted model, not a curated record. Gene Ontology annotation, biological process: abaxial cell fate specification; multicellular organism development; cell fate commitment. The coding region runs from base 1752 to 2222 and encodes 156 amino acids.
UUCUUUCGAUUUGUUUAAUUUCAUUAGCAUGUAGUUAAUUAAAUUUCAUGAAGAGAUCAAAUUAAAGCUCAACAACAAUAGUGUUUUCGGAAAAGAGCAGCCUUUCCCUUUCUUUUGUGAAACACCCAAUUUUUGGUUGUAUAUUUAGUGUAUUGUUGCUUAAAAAGGCAAAAAAAAAAGAUUCAAUUUUUGAAGCACUCUCUGAAAAAUACAGGGUGAGAAUUGUUGGUUCAGUGAAUUUGUUGGCUGUUUUCGAUUUACCUAUAUAUGGUAUGGUAUUUUAUGUUGAUUCUUACUAAAAAACAAUUCUGUCUAGAAAACUGUCGUCGGAUAAGUUAUGGUGACAAGAAAGUUAUUCAUAUUUUAUGUAUCAAGAAUGUGUGUUUUGCCCAAAGAUUUGAUUUUUUCUCUUAAUUUCUCUUUAUUUUGGGGGUUAAAGGAGCAAGAAAUUGAAAUCCCAGCAACCCAGAAAGAAACCUACUUUUCGUUUUCUGCACUCAUCACAUUAAAGAACCAUGUUUUAGAUUUUGGUACGUAUUUUUAAUUGUCAAUAUGAACCCUAUGAUCUUGUGGUUUUUAGGGUUCCUCUUAUCUGCGUUCAAACAUCGAAUUUAAUUAUUGCUGAUGCAGUUUUGUCCUUUUUUUUUUAUCAUCAAACACCUCAAUUUAUGACUCAUCUAAUUUCUCUUGAAACUUUCUUUUUUCUUGCUCGUACAUCAGCCCACUAAAUACUCAUACACCUUGUCUGAAAUGGGUGUUUCUGUUCACACCCAUUUAAUUUUUUUCACAUGAACUUUUUUAAUAUCUCAUCGUAUAAAUUUAUGUGUUUUGUGUUGGUUGGCCUCUUAGAUUCCAAAAUAAAAUCAUGACACGGAAAGUGUUUUCCUUUUAUUUCAUCAAAAUGUGUCUGUUAACUAACAAGAUUGCUCUUUUUUGGUGUGAUUGGAAAUAAAUUUGGGCUAAUUUUACGGUCUGUAAAAAAAAGAGCAACUAAGUGACAAAAUUGCAUACUACCUCUGUCCCAAGAUAUUAGAUUCGUAUACCACUUUGGGGUGUCCCAACAUAUUUGAGUCAUUUCUAUUUAUGGUAAAAAUUUACUUUAUUACCGACCCCACUUACACCACUAAAUAACACUUCCUAAAUUCUUGUGCCAAAAGAAAUGAGUCUAAUAUCUUGGGAGAGAGGGAGUACUGUUUAAUUGAUAAUUGAUGAUGCUUCCUCUUCGUUACUGUCUUUUGAUGAAUUCCGUUCCAGUCACAUAGCUGCUUUCCUCUCUCUCUCUCUCUAAAACGCGCACACACACAGUGAUCACUGAUGAUGGUGUCAGUGUUGCAGAAAAAAGUCAGUAGCACUGAAAAGAAAGAGAAGAGAGAGAUUUAUGAGAAGGGGAGUUGUAAUAAAAUAUCUUGGUUAUUGUCCACAUUUGAGUGCUGUGCACAUAUAUUAAAGAAUUUCCCACAAUUUUAUACAUUCUGAUAGCUAUUUUAACAAACCAUCAUCAUACAAAUACCAUAUGAUCAAACUCAACCAAAAUGAAAGAUAUGCGUAUACAUAUAUACAUUGUGCGUGUGCGUGUGUCUAUGUCUAUAUAUAUAUAUAUAGGUGAGAUGAAAAAUGAAAGUAAAUCUACUUCUGUUUCUUCAAUACUGCCAACCUUCUUUGCUGAAAAUAAUGAGAUUUCUUCACCCUCGCUCUUCUUGUGAAAAACACACACAACACAAUAUAGAAAGGUUAAUGUUCCAUUUGGGAGUAUGUUUAGUAUUGUGACAGUGAGAUGUGGGCACUGCUCAAAUUUGCUCUCAGUCAAUAUGGGAGCUUUACUUCAGUCUGUUCACCUCCAAGAUUUUCAGUUGCAGAAACAACACUCCUUCGCCGCCAGCGUCAACGCUGCGGCCACUAGGGACAACGGCUCCUCUUCAAAGUGCAAUAGAUACGGUUCCCCUCAUGUUCACACUGAACAGCCUAAGAUGCCUCCAAUACGCCCACCAGAGAAAAGACAACGCGUUCUAUCAGCGUACAAUCGUUUCAUAAAAGAGGAGAUUCAGAGGAUAAAAGCAAGCAAUCCUGAUAUUAGUCAUCGUGAAGCCUUUAGCACUGCUGCAAAGAACUGGGCACAUUUUCCUCAUAUUCAUUUCGGAUUAAAGAUGGAAAGCAACAAACAAGCAAAGCUGGAUCAUCCAGUUGCAGAAGAAGCCACGCCUCAGAAAUCUCUUGGUUUUUAGUAAGAUUACUUUUGCAAAAUGAGGUUAAAAAAAUGCAUAUCUGAAGAUUUUGGUCGUUUGAUCCCUCUCACAACAAUUAGGUUUAAUUCAUAAAAAUGAUAUAAGGGGUUUGACACCAUAUAUGUUCAACUCGUGGGUUGCAAAGAUGCAAUUUUUUAUUUUCCCUAAAAACUAAUUUAGUCGAAGAGUUAAUUCAGAUAUUCGAAGCCUAAUAUAUAUGUAUAUGUCUAAGCAUCUACGUGAUUAUUACCCACUAUUAACUGUGUCUUAUUUAUGGGUUUUAGUACUUGAAGUCAUAUACUAUAUGUUCAUUAAUUUGUGCAUGUAGUAUGUAGCAAACUCUAACUAUUGUACAAACUCCAAACUACGAGAUCUGAACAAUUAGAAAAUGUCAACAGAUAACAAAAUAAUAGCAACAAAAAAUGUCAGCACAGUGUCAACGGUUGAUGCAGUGUCAGAAUCGUGUUGACACUGUGUUAACAUUUUUUGUUGCUAUUAUUUCGUCAUCUGUUGACAUUUUUUAACGGCCUAGAUCAUAGUUUAGAGUUUGUCUAAUAUAUAGAGUUUUCAUUUUAUCACUACCCUUAAUUUCCUUGUGUAUAUAUAAUUUAUUUAUUUAUUGUUGAAUAAUGUAUAUAGUUUUCUGUGCAUACUAAACAAACAUGAUAAUUGGUUUAACUAAAAAUGUGUUCUUUCUUUUAAAUAUUGCAACUUUUGCAACGUUAAUAGUUGUCCACAUCAUGCACUCUUCUAGCGAUCAUAUUGUUAACAAUAAAAAUGGUUUCAAUCAUAACCCCUUCAUUUUUAAGUCAAUUUAAAUAGAUAGUACAAUUAUCUUAAAUAUGGUGGUUUUACAUGCAUGAUUUACUCACAAGAAAACACACACAAAAGUGAUGCCAAAAAACAUUCUCAAGGCAUUUGCCCUAUAUUCAAGGGAUGUGACCAACACACACACAAACACACAUCUGUCUCCUUAAUUACAGAUGCAGCCUGAAGCAGUGCUUUUGAGUGUGGAAACUAUGGGUGUAUUAUUGAUGUAGUUUUGGACUAUUUCACUUUAAUAAUUAUAAUUUCUCAA